This is a messenger RNA of Funneliformis caledonium, 147 nucleotides long. NCBI's taxonomy places the organism in Eukaryota, Fungi, Glomeromycota, Glomeromycetes, Glomerales, Glomeraceae. The record is from the annotation of a GenBank genome assembly.
CCUGGUUCGGAUAAUUAUGAGGUUCUACCUCAAUCUCAAUUGAAUAUAUUGAAGAUAUUAUUGGAACUUCAAUAUAAGGUCCCUCUUGAAGAAGCAAAUGAAAAAGGUGAAACAUUGGAUGAAGAACGAGCAGAAAAAUUAAAUCGC